UUUCAUUUCUCAAGAAAGUCACUCAGACAGGAUAUCUGUUCACAAUGGCAGCAGCUGAUUCUUCCCUGGCCACUGAUCAGUAUUCCUGCCCAGUGUGUCGGGAGGUCCUGAAGGAGCCGGUCACUAUCCCAUGUGGACACAGCUACUGCUUGGACUGUAUUGAUGACUACUGGGACAAGUCAGAUACCAAGGAGACGUACAACUGUCAUCAGUGCAGGCGGUCGUUCAAAGUGAGACCAGAGCUUAACAAAAAUGUCUUGCUGGAUGAAGUUAUAAAGAGUCUAAAAGAAGUGAAAACUGAUGUCACUCACAGUCAGAGUUAUGCUGGACCUGACGAUGCAACUUGUGAUUUGUGUCCAGAGAAAAAAUUAAGAGCUGUGAAGACCUGCCUGACAUGCAUGGCCUCCUACUGUGAGACUCAUCUGCAGCCUCAUCGAAAGUAUGAAGCUCUGAAGAGACACAAACUGGAGGAGCCAACUAGAAACCUUGAAGAGAAACUCUGCGCAAGGCAUCAGCGAGUUCUGGAAGUCUUCUGUAGGACCGACGGAGCCUGCAUCUGCCUACUAUGUUUGGCAACUGAACACAAGAAUCAUGAUACAGUGACACCGGAUGAAGAGAGAGCUGGGAGACAGAAUCAGCUGGAAGUGAGAAAGGCAGAAAUGAAAAACAAAAUUGAAGAGAAAGAGAAGAAACUGAAAGAGAUGAAGGAGACCGUGAUGAUGAUUCAGUUUCUGUUUUCUUCUAAUCAGAGCGCUGCAGAGAGAGAAUUGCAGGAACUUGAGGAGACCUUCAAGUCUGUGCUUCAGGCCAUUGAGAAGUUGAGGUCAGAGGUCAUUGCGGUCAUUAGCAGUCAGAAGAGGAUGGUAGUGAGAAAGGCUGAAGAGGUCAUGGAACGACUGGAGAAGGAGAUCAAGGAUCUGAAGAGGAAAGAUGUUGAGCUGGCCGAGCUUUCACAGACAGAAGACCACAUCCGUUUCCUAAAGAAGUUACCAUCUCUCUGUGUUCCAGUUGAAGGUAGAGAUGCACCCAAUACCACUGCUAAAAGAGAAUUUCUUUCUGAGAGCCUGAAGAAGAAACUAUGUCAUCUGAAGAAGAUCCUGGUGGAAAUGAGUGGCUGGGAGUUUGUGAAGGCCAAGGAAGCUGGGGUUAAUGAUUCAGGUCACAUCCUACAGAAUCUGAGGACAAGAAAUGGACUUUUAAAAUAUUCUUGCCCGCUCACCCUGGACCCAAACACAGUACACAGACGCCUCCGUCUGUCUGAAGGGGAGAGGAAGGUGACAACUGAGAUGACAGAAGUCCCUUAUCCUGACCAUCCUGACAGAUUUGACUUUUGGCUGCAAGUUCUGUGCAGAGAGGCUCUGAGUGGGAAUCGCUGGUACUGGGAGGUCGAGUGGAGUGGAGAAGGGGUGACGGUGGGAGUGACAUAUAAAGGGAUUACAAGGAAAGGAGACAAAGAGGAGUAUCGGCUUGGAUAUGAUGACAAAUCCUGGAAUUUGUUCUGCUCUGAUUCCAGUUACACUGCGUGGCACAAUACCAUAAAGACAGAAAUCAUCGCCCCCUGCAGUCACAGGAUAGGCAUAUACCUUGACUGCCCAGCUGGCACUCUGUCAUUUUAUAGCAUCUUGGACACAAUGACCCUCCUGCACAUGUUCAACACCUCCUUCACCGAGCCUCUUUAUCUUGGGUUUGGGUUUAAGUUUCAUUCCAGUGUGAGAAUCUGCCCUCUGACCCUGUCUGACUGGUGACCAGUGUCUUCCAUCACACGGGUGGUAAAGUGAGACAUUCUACAGACCAACUGAGCAUAAACACCCCCAAGUUAAUGGACAGUGUGGUGCUCUGUUAAUGUUUUAAAAAUUUAAACUCUGCCUCAUGAAGAAUAGGGAGCAAA
This is a messenger RNA of Erpetoichthys calabaricus (reedfish), 1888 nucleotides long. Its product is annotated as tripartite motif-containing protein 16-like. Lineage: Eukaryota; Metazoa; Chordata; Cladistia; Polypteriformes; Polypteridae. The coding region runs from base 45 to 1745 and encodes 566 amino acids. The transcript has 6 exons. Gene Ontology annotation, molecular function: zinc ion binding; protein binding. The record is from RefSeq and is a predicted model, not a curated record.